GGCAUGGAAAUUAAACAUGGUUAGCGGCUAUAAACACGUGUUUUAGUGAAUUUCCCAAUAAAGUUAGAUAUUGACUGAAAAUAAUUAUCAGACAAAAUGGGUCGUAAAGCUAAAUUUGACGAGACUAAAAAAGUGAAAAAAGGACCUGGAAGAAAAGCAAGGAAACAACCUGAUCCAAUUUUUAAAAAGGGACUCCUUGAUGAUGAUAAAGAAGAGAAAAAGCUUAGCCAUAGACAAAAGCAACGAGCUGCACGCCGUCUUAAGAAGAAGAAGGAGUUACUUGAAAAACGCAAAACAUUGAAGGAAGCAAAAAAGAAUUUAAAACAGCCUAAAAAUGAUGUUGAGGAAGAGGCUGAAAGUGGUUCCGAUGAAGAGGCUCCUGCAGGAUUUACCGAUGAUAACAAGGAGUGGUUGAAACCCAAAAAGAAAGGAAGUGUUAAAGCAAAAGACAUAACAGAUAGUGAAGAAAGUGAUGAAGGUUUGGGAGAUGAUGAGGUUAAGGAUGGUACGAGUGAUGAGGAGGAAUCAGAUAGUGAAGUUGAAGAACCAGUGAAGACGAAACCUAGUAAAGAAAGUUAUAAGGUUGGCACACUUGACGACUUGUUCCAUGAUACAGAUGAGGAGCAAGAGGAAACAGCAGGAGAUGAUGACACUGCAGAUUCCAACAAACUGACUUAUGAUUCAGAUUCUUCAGCUCAAAGUGAUGAUGAUGAUGAUGAUGACGACGACGACAUGUUGCCCAUUGAAAAAGCUAAUAUAAAACUGAAAAAGAAACAAAAAAUAGAUAAGAAAUUAGCAGAUGAGGAGAUGCAGUUAAAUAUUGCGAAACAAGAUGUUUUUGCAUUCCCAAGUGAAGAUGAACUACAAAACCCUACAAGUUUGCAAGAUGUCCAUCAGAGAAUCAAGGAUGUUGUAUCAGUUUUGAAUGAUUUCAACCAUUUGAAAGAAGAAGGCAGAUCAAGAUGUGAAUACACUGAACUUUUACUCAAAGAUCUGUGUUUGUAUUACAGCUAUAAUGAAUUCCUUAUGGAAGUACUCAUGCAAAUCUUCCCAGUACAAGAAUUAGUUGAAUUUCUAGAAGCCAGUGAAGUAGCUAGACCAAUUACUAUAAGGACAAACAGUCUUAAGACUAGAAGAAGAGACCUCGCUCAAGCUCUCAUUAACAGAGGUGUUAAUUUGGAUCCAGUUGGCAAGUGGAGUAAAGUUGGAUUAGUUGUGUACAGUUCUACUGUACCUAUUGGUGCUACACCGGAAUAUCUAGCUGGACACUAUAUUUUGCAAGGUGCAUCAAGUUUCCUACCAGUUAUGGCUUUAGCGCCUCAAGAAAAUGAGCGAAUUCUCGACAUGUGUGCUGCACCUGGUGGAAAAGCAUCCCAUAUUGCUGCUAUAAUGAAAAAUACUGGAUCACUCUUUGCCAACGACGCAAAUAAAGAAAGAACGAAAGCUGUAGUCGGCAAUUUUCACAGGCUGGGCGUUGUCAACGCAAUCAUUUGUAAUUACGACGGAAGACAGUUUCCCGAAGUUAUUAAAGGAUUUGACAGGGUGUUAUUAGACGCUCCAUGUACUGGUACUGGGGUUAUUGCUAAGGAUCCAAGUGUUAAAACUACGAAAGACCAACAAGAUAUUCAGAGAUGUUUCAAUUUACAAAGGCAGUUAUUGCUGGCGGCAAUAGAUUGUUGUAACGCUAAAUCGAGUACAGGGGGUUAUGUUGUAUAUUCCACUUGUUCUAUACUGCCUGAAGAAAAUGAAUGGGUUGUUAAUUAUGCUCUAAAGAGAAGGAAUGUAAAGUUAGUACCAACUGGCUUAGAUUUUGGUACUGAAGGCUUUGUGAAGUACAGGCAUCACAGGUUCCAUCCAUCCUUGAAACUAACUAGAAGGUUCUAUCCCCACACGCACAAUAUGGAUGGAUUCUUUGUAGCUAAAUUUAAAAAAUUCUCAAAUGUUAUUCCACAGCCAGUGAAAGAAGAUGAUGAAGAAGAACCUAAAGAAGAGAAUGGAACCGAGGAAGGCCAAACAAAUGGUGAUGUAUCAACAGAAGAAACAGAGACACUAACGGCUGGUGUUAAAAGAGCGGCAGAUUCAGACAGCACACCCACACAGAAUAAGAAAGCGAAGCCUGCUGAUAAAAGUGCUCAGCCAAUUGUUAAAAACCCAUCAGCAACAACAGAAAAUCAAUCGAAAAAGAAAAAGAAACAAAAGAACAAAAAGAAAAAAGGAAAACAGAACGAAGCUAUCCAGAAUCCACAACAAAAAAAAGAAAAUUCAAAAGGCCCCACAGAAGCAACAGAAAGUAAAACCAAUAAAGCACCAGUAGAACAAAAGAAAAACGUGAAAGCCCCAGUUGAACAAAAUAAAAACCUCAAAGCCCCAGUUGAACAAAAAAGUCAACCUGAAGGAGACAAAAGCAAAGUAAAUGAAAAUAAACAAGCCAAUGUGCCAAAUGCAAAUUCACCCAAUAAAAAGAAGAAAAACAAAAAUAAGAAUAAAAACAUAACAACACCAACAAACGAAGUCACAUUACCGAAAAGUGAAGCUAAAAUUACUGAAAAAGUAGAAUUAGCUGCUGCCAUGAAGUUAAAAAACAAAAAUAAAAAGAAUAAGAAGCAGAUUGGAAAAUUGAAUAGUAAUAAAGAAGGAAAACAAGAAGGGAAGCCAUCUCUUAAGAAAAAUUUCAAAGCUAAGGCUAAGAAAUAGUUGUAAUUAUGAUUUUAAAUUACAUGUUCAAUAAAAUUAUUUUUAUUGUA
Colias croceus (clouded yellow) is the source of this 2744-nucleotide messenger RNA. RefSeq names its product 25S rRNA (cytosine-C(5))-methyltransferase nop2. Gene Ontology annotation, cellular component: nucleolus. The record is from RefSeq and is a predicted model, not a curated record. Lineage: Eukaryota; Metazoa; Arthropoda; Insecta; Lepidoptera; Pieridae. Bases 97 to 2694 code for a protein of 865 amino acids. The transcript is spliced from 6 exons. Gene Ontology annotation, biological process: rRNA base methylation; maturation of LSU-rRNA. Gene Ontology annotation, molecular function: RNA binding; rRNA (cytosine-C5-)-methyltransferase activity.